UCUUGCCACCUUCAACAUUAAAGAACACUCGCCAGUCCCGUCUUCAUCCAGCAACACCAAAAGCUUGCAAGAUACCUUACGUUUCGAGAUUCCUCUGACCGAAUAAACACAUUGAGCAACUCGAAUCACCGAUUGUACAUCAUGUCUUCCACCAUCAACACCGUCGCUGUCCUCGGUGGCACGGGCAACAUAGGCACCCACAUAGUCCGCGGUCUCCUUGUCGGCGGUUUCACCGUGACCAUUCUCACCCGCGCCAAUUCCUCCUCCCCGCGUCCCACCUUCGACCCAUAUCCCGUCCGCUUCCUCGAAGUCGACUAUUCCUCCCCUUCCUCCCUGGCCUCCGCUUUCCAAGGCCAAGACGCCGUGGUCUCGACCAUCGCCACCGGUGCAGUGCAAGAGCAAAAGAAGGUUAUUGAUGCGGCUAUCGAGGCGGGCGUCAAGAGAUUCGUGCCGAGCGAGUUUGGAGUUCACACGCGCAAGGAAGGGGUGGAGAAGACGAGGCUUGGGGGGUUGUUGGAGGGGAAGAGGGCGGUAGUUGAUUACCUUAUUGGCAAGGAGGGAGAUAUUAGUUGGACUGGGUUGUCGACGGGGCUCUUUUUUGAUUCGGCGUUAUCCAAGGGUCUGGCUGGAGUCAACGUCGAAAACGGCACCGCUACCAUUGUCGACUCCGGCAACGAACUCUGGCCCGCCUCCCUACGGUCUCACGUCGGCCGCACCGUCUCCGAAAUCCUGCGCCACCCCGACCUCACCAAGAACCAGUACCUCGCUACGGCGUCGUUCAACGUUUCGCAGAACCAGCUUGUCAAACUCGUCGAGGAGCUGACGGGCAAGAAGCUGGAGGUUACCCAUGUCAGCUCAAAGGAUCUUUUUCAGCAGGGCGAGGAGAAGUUGAAGAAGGGGGAUUAUAGCGCGUUUGUGGAGUUUUUGCAGGUCCAUUUCUUGGCAGAUGGGGCGGGGAAUAAGCUGGCAGAGCAGGAGAGUGCGAAUGAGAAGUUGCGGUUGCAGACGGAGGACGUAAAAGCUGCGCUUAGGGGGUGGUUGGAGAGUGAGGGUUUGUUGGCUGCUUGAGGGUUGACUUUGUAGUUCUUGGGCUGGAUGUUUAUGACUGACGGGAUUAGGAAGUUACUUCAGCUUGCGGUACCGAAUUGACGUUUCUUUUCAAUGACAGUGGG
Molecule: messenger RNA, 1172 nt
Organism: Neurospora hispaniola
Lineage: Eukaryota; Fungi; Ascomycota; Sordariomycetes; Sordariales; Sordariaceae
Exons: 3
Coding region: 142-1068 (308 amino acids)
Molecular function (GO): oxidoreductase activity
Source: RefSeq, a predicted model, not a curated record